Porites lobata is the source of this 2955-nucleotide messenger RNA. The record is from the annotation of a GenBank genome assembly. NCBI's taxonomy places the organism in Eukaryota, Metazoa, Cnidaria, Anthozoa, Scleractinia, Poritidae.
AUGAUUAUUGACGCGGAGAAUGACUUGGAUAAAACCAGGGACAGUCUUUGCCCACAACAAGGAGGUUUGUUAGAAAGAGAAGCCCUUCAUCCUCUCUUGCUGAUAGUUUAAAUAUAUUUUGCCUUCCAUUUGCGGGUUUCUGAUAAGUACGUGGCAAGUUUCCUCUUCAAUUAACUGCCAUUUACAGAAAAGAAAAGUUACGCUAAAAAUUAAAGCAGCUGAUUAUGGACUUAACUUUACUUAACACAAGUUUGAGUUUUAUGUCUACCUUAUGGUCGUCGUACAGAUUUGUGUCCAUUUUGAAGUAAGAUUGUUCAUAUCAAUUAAUCAUUGUCUUUAAAACAUCCCUAAAACAUUAAGGGCCUUUUGCAUUAAAAAUUCAACACCACACAUACCAGAACCUUGCAAUAUUAUUUUCCGUCAUAUCUAAGGUCCUUGACUUAAAUGAGGGCAGUUUCGAUAACUUGAGACUGUCAGUCUCCUCUUACUAUGUUUUUGGUACUUUAGCAUUUGCAGGCAGAUGUACCAAUAUCCGUGCGGUUGGUAAGCCUGUGACUCAUCACACCCGCAAGUCCACACAAGGAGCCUGGAUGAAAGAUCCGCUCGGAAUCAUGGGUAGUGAAACUAUAUUCGUAAUGGAGUCAUAUACCGGAAGAGACGUGCUUGAGGAGUUUGAAAAUAUGGCCAAGUUUAAAGCUGGAAUAACUCGUAAGACCUACAAACUUCCUUAUCAGUGGGACGGAACUGGAGGAGUGGUUUAUGGACAAUAUCUUUACUACAACAGGUUGGUAGUUGUUUCCCGUGUGCCACCAGCUAAUAAAAAGUGAAACUAUUUUUGGUAAAAGUCCUGUUGUGUAUUUUCCUUUUAUGAGAGCUCUCAGGCAGUCGUAAUUGGCUAGAUCUGCAUUUCUGCUAUUCCCAUUGGACUUAAGUAGGUGAAUUCUUUAGGUCAACGUAUUAAUCAAAUAUUCAAAACCAGCAAAAUUUUUCUAGCCACAUCGUAUAUUUAAAAAUUAAGACCCAAAUACCCGAUGUUCUUCGGUAACUAUUCUGCUUUAGUCAUGUGAGGUGUUACCACAAUUAUGUAACUAAAAUGGCCUCCUUUACUGUGAAACUCACAAAACCGUGAACACCAGAAAUAUUUAUUUUGUUUAUAUUUGUGGAAUGUUAUUCUGUUGCGAGGAAUUAGCCAAUGAGGAGCGAGAAAACCAAACCGCAAACACCAACAGUAAUUUAAUAGUUUGUGGUUUUGAGGUUUGCUCGCAUGUCCUGAACUUUAUUGUGAUUGGCCAGUACACAAUCAACAUUUCUGAAAUUUUUCAGGUGUUCAUGGUUUUCGGACUUUGACAGUAAGUAAAUCCUGGAAAACUUUAUAUAAAGCCAUUUUUUUUUUCUCUCCUUGCAAGGGCUAAUACAAACUUCAUUGUCAAGUUCAAUCUGCGCUCAGGGAAAGAGAACGCCCAAAUAAGGAUAAGCGAUUACACGCCAAGGAAAAACACAUACGGUUGGGGUGGAUACAGUGGAGUGGACUUGGCAGUUGAUGAAAAUGGAUUAUGGGUAUUAUGGGGUAGUACUGGAAACAGCUAUCGUCUUUAUGCUUCUAAAAUCAAUGUGCAAAAAAAUUCCAUAACCCAUACUUGGAGUUUGGAUACAGGUAUGAGUACCUUAAACAGAUUUUUAAGGAAAACAAAUAGGUAGUCAUUUGAUGAACACUUAGCGUGGGCAGGGUUUUGUUUACAAGUGGCUUAUCUUCUAAGUAGAACAUUUUUUUUCAAGAUUGGGUUGUAAGCCUUCUUGAUCAUGAUUGUUAACAGCAAAAGUUAUCAGAUCAGGGCUGGCAAAAUUGAGAACUGCUUUGCUUAUACAGCCGUUUUCACAAUUCAUCGUAUUAAUAGGCCUCUUUUAAAACUUAUUCCAACUUAGAUCCAUGUUAAUACUGUGAGUUUUAUUUCUAUAUUGCUUUAGAAAAGAUGAGCAGUAUGGGAAACGCGUUUGUAGCCUGUGGCGUGGUUUAUUGUAUCGACAACUAUAGUUCAAAGUCCACAACCAUCAACUUUGCGUACGACACCAAGACUGGAAAACAGUGGAACCCCAACAUUCAGUUCACCAAUCAGUACCGCUACAACUCCAUGGUGGACUACAACCCCAGAGAAAAAGUGCUCUACGCCUGGGACAACACUAAACUGGUCACUUAUCCCAUCACCUUUAACUAAAAUUAGGUUCGUUAUGUGAUAAGCAGGUGAUGGGUUUUAAAAUGCUCAUAAUAUAACAAGGCUUCUUUAUAUGUCAUAUAAAAUAGACGAUGAUAAGCUGAGUCAUGAUAGUUCUCUUUAGCAAGCAAGUUUUGUACCCCUUUCAUCACAAAACACAAAACUACUCGGGCUUCAAUACCCCCAAAAGGGGCAUCAAUGUUUAACUCAACACGAUGACUCAUGUUUCAUCAAUGAUUCUGAAACCCAACUAUACAAACCCCACAGUGACGACGGCUAAUGAUUCCCCAUGUUAUUAAGCUCACGGACAAUUUUAUGAAAACUAUAAUAUGCGCCAGCCCUCAAAUUUAAGCAUGUAUUAUAGUGCUGCGAAAUUAAGCUGGGGAGACGAUCAGAUUUGAGUUGUUAUCAGAAAGACGAGUGUUGAAGUAAAAAGUGUCAACGGUAUUUUUCAUGAUAAGAAGCAAAUUCCUUAGAAUUCAACGAUAACUGCUAAUAUGAUUGUUUUUAAUCAGGCGAGUAUAGUCUGAGGUUUUUCCAGAUAUUUACUGUUGGGUUUCAACUAUUUCCUGAGCUUCACUAAUUAUCCUUCUUUCAUUGUUUCUUAGCUUGAAAAAGAGAGAAUAGUAACUCAAAAUAAAUAAAACCCACUUGUUGUGAAGUGGCCAACAUUUGCAUGCACGAGUAAAAUUUAAUUUUAACUGCUGUUAGCGCUAAAAUGCUUAAAUAAAGGUGAAAAAACGAC